AUGAUUUGGUCACUGGAGCCACCAGUGCAGAGGGGUCCAAUUCAAGAACUCAACAGCAUCAAUCAAUUGGAAACAUCAUUCUCUCCUCUGGCAAAUGAUCAUAAAACAAUUGCUUCAAGUUCAUUUCUCAAUCCAGAGGGUUGGAAGCAAAUAAACCAUCUGCAUUCUGGAAUUAGUGAAAUUGAUCAACUUUCAAGGGACACAUUACCUGAAAGUAACAAGAUGGGGAGCAUUGUAGGAAACAUUGGAUCACAGGAAACAAGGUCCCUUGGUCUACCUGAUCAUUUUGAUAGUAUGUCUUGGUCACAACUUUUGCAAGAAUCAGUCAUUAACAUUGAUUCAAGGGGAAAAUCAAUCUUUGAGCAUAGCCAUGGCCUCAUCCCCCCCACAGGUAGCUUCACUGAAGGCUAUACUCAAAAUCUCAAGGAUGAAAACAUGAGCCAUGUGCCAAUUAAAAUCCCACAUCAAAUAUAUAUGAACAGAUUAGAAGAAGGCCAUAUUAGUAGUGAUAGCCCAAAUCAUAUUAUGGAAUGUUUGGCCAAUCACAAUCAGCUAAGCUCAGAAACAAGAUUUACCAAUAGUGUGCCAGAAAGUUCAUAUCAAAACAUAGUACUGAGGAAUGAAUUGGACACUGGACCACCUGGGUGCUAUGGAGAUUGUGGAUAUCAAACCAAUGAAUAUAAAGAGAUGUGUCAUUCUCCCGUUUGGAUCCCAAAUCAAGAUAAAAGACCCUUUAGAUACAUAGCAGAUGAAAACCAUGCCAGUGGUGUUACAAUCAAUUCUUGUACAAGUGAAUUGAUCAAUACUUAUAACCUAUUUUCACAUGAUAAAAUACCUCUUGAUGGGAAAAUACACUAUGAUCAGCAAGUAGGAACAAAACACAAAGCAGAUACUAUCCUUGAGAAUCUGGGACAGUAUGUAGAUCACAUCAAUUUACCUACUUCAUUUCAGAUUCAGGGGUUACACAACAGAGAAACACACAAUGAUAUAACACAUUACAAAAAAAGCCCCAACCAUCUUUCAGGGUCAUUUAACCAGUGUACCUACCAAGCAUACCAUUCUGAUUUUCCUCAUACCAAUCCACAAAGACAUGAGAGGGUUAUUGCAGGUUUUGGAUCUGAAAUGCCCAAUGUAACACCAAACUACUCAUUAUCUUCUCCAUCACAUCACCUACCAACACUUGUGGCCAGCACCAGUAGUCCUUCAGAAUGUGAACAUGGUCAAUUUGGAAAGGCAAUGUCCAAUCCAUUCUGUGAAAAUUUCAAUUUGCCUCCUAACUGGCCUCAAGUAGAAGAGAAUCAAAUCAGCAGAAAUCCACUUGGAAAAGAGGGUGCAUUUCCAAUUGAAAAGCAACCGCAUGGGCCAGAUUACAAUGUUGUAGAUAAAAAUCUUGAGCAACAGGACCCUAUGUCUCCCACAACAUCCCAAAACUACCCAUUUUUGAAAAGAAAGGCAUCACAAGUUUUCACAUCAAGUCUUAAUGAGGCAAAGAAAAAUCCCAGGAAAGACCAAGAUUAUGACAAGAGUAAGAGUUUGGAAUUCAUAAUCAUGCGCCUUCUUGAGCAGAAUCACAGUAGAUCAAUGAGAAGUGAAGGAGUGACUCGCAGGGAUAUAGUUCAAACAAUUCAACAUGUUGGAAUUCAAAAACUCCAGUUGUAUCAGAAAUUAGAUCUCCAGCACCAAAAAUGGUUCAACGGAUGGAAAAGAAAACUUUUAGAUUUGAUCUUUCCCUCAAGCUAUCCAAGAGAUACAAGUUCUGUAAAUGAAACAGGUUGGACAAGUUUAAUUCAUAAGGUGGAAUUUGGAGUUGUGAUGGGAUUCCUUGGAGUUUUGAAUUUUAUUGAGUCCCAUAUAACUGAGAAGCCGGUGAUGUUAAAAGUAUUUGAGGAUGGUUUGAAAUUUAUUGAACAAUAUCUGGACAAGGUAUAUUUAUUGGCCACUCAGAAUUUAGCAAGAUUGACAAGCAAAUUUGUCCCACUCAUUAACAUCUCCUCUGACCCUUUGGAAGUCAUUCUUUCCCUACUUGCAUUUACACAUAGAAGAGAUUUAAGAUUUGAAGUUUAUCACAAUAUCUGGUCAAAUUGGAAGAAUGAAAAGUACCCUUCUGUUCAAGAUGUUUCAUUUCUGGAGUUCACAAAGCUCAUAUGUGGAAUCACUUUGCCACAUGUCAAAUUACAUGAUAAAACAGCUUGUAAUUCAAAAGUGGAUCAAUCUCGCUUGCAGGUUCCACAAAGUUCACAGGAUUAUUCAUAUAGAAAAAGAAUUGUGGAAAAAGGAAAACAAUGUAUGAUUAACUUUGAAAGUAUUUUUCAUAACAAGGAUUCAUAUUUUCAAAUGCUGAAAGAUGACAUGUUGGAUAAAUUCAACCGUGAGCAAGACAAUCUGAGUGAUUAUGAAUCAAUGCAUCACAAGAAACUUGUGAUCAAUGCAAUGAAGGUUGUGAAGCUAAGUGUAGUGGAUGGGUUCUUUGGAAUAAUCAAAUGCCUACAUGAAAAACAUGACUCACAUUGGAAUCUUGAGAUCAUUCUGAGGACUGGUUGGGAGUUUUUUCAACAUCAUUUCUCUUUGUGGAAGACAAUCAAUCUAGACAAUCUAUUCAACAAAAAAGGCCUGUCCAAUGUAAAGACACAGCAAAAACUGAACAAAGAGUUGAGAUUCUCUGCUGAAUCAUUCUAUUCUGUGAUGAGGUCAAGCUACACACAGAAAAUUUCUGUAAGAUUUGUUCUUCAAUUGCUAAGAGAUUGGGCACAUUCACUACCUAUGGAUCAGAAGGAUUUCAAAGGGUUCCAGAUGCUGUUGAAAUCUCAUGAUAAGACUUCUUUUACAAUGUGGUUUUGA
Molecule: messenger RNA, 2838 nt
Organism: Melampsora larici-populina 98AG31
Lineage: Eukaryota; Fungi; Basidiomycota; Pucciniomycetes; Pucciniales; Melampsoraceae
Exons: 1
Coding region: 1-2838 (945 amino acids)
Source: RefSeq, a predicted model, not a curated record